UUAAAAGUGAGCAUACAAGGAAGUUGGUUUAAAUUUGAAAUUGAAAUGAGCAAAAGUUUUCAGAAAAUGGAUAAUAAGAACAUACAUCUGACGCAGUUGUUUGUAUUGAAACUGGUUUAGAUUUCACAAGUACAUGAUGAAGUAAAAACGCUGAUGGAAUACGCGAAAUCAGAAAUUGAAGGGUCUCAAACAGAAUUAUGGAGAGCAAAAAAGACGCGCCAUGCGUCCCCGGGAAACCCGUAUUAAGGCGGCACGUUCACAGGACAUUUGAAUAGCGACCCUGAGGACAAGCUGCUAUGUAGGAUGUUAAAGGCGGUAUUCAGGAAAGGAUUGAUGUUCACCUUUGGGAAGGAUGGAACAGUUGUCCUGGAUGGCGUCUCAUUGUAUAAUGGUUCAGUGUAUCCUUUCCCAGGGUGGGAGGCAUGGGUUGAAUACAGACGGACCUUGAAAGCGGAACUGGAAGCCAAAGGUAUCGCAGAGGCGAAUAUAAAUCAGACGAAGGAGCUGUGCGAGACCUUAACUGUCGACGUUCCACGUUUGUUCGAAUUUGCCCUUAAAUGAGAUGUAUGCGGACUUUGCAACCAAGGGCAUAGCAGAGGCAAAUGAAGAACUUUAAUUUUCGUCUGUCUGUUGUCCAUGGUCCAAGUUACAACUUUUGAUGAUUGAUAUGUAUGUCGGUACUACACGCUCAGAUUUUAACUGUUCCAUAAGAAGAACAAUAGAAGUAAUAUUCCGGAGUGAUUUACUAAAGAAAGCAUGGACCGAAUAACAUGGGUCCGCGCGUAAGCCGGUAAUGAGGCCUCUCAGCGUGCCCAAAGGUCGAAUUGUUUUUAUCCGGUCAGAACAAGUGCAAAUUACUGUAGAACGUUCCAAACUGGAUCAAACGCGAGGACAAUUGAGUUCAAGUGAUAAAGGUACUCAUAUGAAGAUCAAGUUAUACAAGUGAAAUAAUUAACUGACAAAUGGUCAUAUAUUUAUCCCACAAAUAAAACUUGCGCAUUUAAAAACGUUUUAACUUCAUUCCUUUUAUCUUAAACUGCAUUAGCAAAUGCCAUGGCAUCAAACCAGACUCAGUGUGAAAUGUGCAGUAAAGAACAUGCAGUCGGAUAUUGCAAAACCUGAGGGAACAUUGGUGAAACGUGUGUUGAAAUUCAUAAGACAGGAAGAGCAUUCAAAAUCCACAUUCUUAACAUGUAUGAAAAUGAUGGGUGCAAUCCAAGGCGCAUUUUGUGUGAUAUCAUACAGAAGAUGUGUACACACCAUCCGACUGAAAGAACGGCAUUAUUUUGUAAAACUCAUGAAACUUUGAUAUGUGGUAGAUGUCUACAAUCCGAUCAUGUUUCAUCAUGCGGUGGAUAUGAUGUUGAUAUGUGUAAAGAUGCCACACAUAUUAAUUGUGAUCCGGCUAAUGAUACGACCGUAGCUUUAUAUAUAAUAAGAGAUAUUGCAGGUGACAUUAAGCAAAUGAAGAAAGAGAUUGAUCAAAGAAUUGAAACAAAUAAUACCAACGUGGUAAAAGGCAAUAAAGAAUUGGAUUCUUUGGAAAUUAAACUAAAAGGAAACGUUAAAGAUUCCAAAAGAGGUUUUAGUCAGGAAACAUGUACGACUAACGACUUUAACCUAGACGCAAACUCAAUGGGAAGUGCGAGUCAAGAAAUGCAAAUGACGCGUAAUGAACUCAUCGAAGCAUCUAUUAAAGCGAAACUGGACGCAGAAAAAGCAGAAAUAGCACGAAAGAGACUCGAAAAAGAAUCACUGCAAGCGAAACAGAGGUUAGAAAAGACUGAAAAGACAAGGAAGGAGCUGUGUGACGAGCUGAAACAUGUGAAACAUGACCUUGAGACGUCCGAAAAGACAAGAAAUAAGUACGACCGAGAGUUACUGCAAUCAAAGAAUGUUAUAGAACAAGGUGACAAGACAAGGCAGGAACUGUGUAAUGAGCUGAAACUAGUGAAACAAUACCUGGAAAAUUCAGAAAAGACCAGGAAGCAACAUUGUGAUGAGCUAAAACAACAGCUUGAUACUUCGGAAAAGACAAGACAGUCACUGCGUGAUGAGCUGAAACAAGUCAAACAUGACCUUGAGACGUCCGAAAAGACAAGAAAUACGUACAACAAAGAGUUACUGCAAUCAAAGAAUUUCAUAGAGCAAUGUGAAAAGACAAGGCAGGAACUGUGUAAUGAGCUAAAACUAGUGAAACAAGACCUAGAUGAUUCAGAAAAGACCAGAGAGCAACAAAGUGAUGAGCUGAAACAAGAGCUGGAUAUUUCGGAAAAGACAAGGCAGAAACUGUGUGAAGAGCUGGAACGAGUGAAAAAAGACCUUGAUAAUUCAGAAAAGACAAGGAAUGCACUAUGCGAUGAGCUGAAACAAGUGAAACAAGACAAAGAUAUUUUAGAAAAGGCAAGGAAUGCCUUUUGUGAUGAGCUGAAACAAGUGAAACAAGACAAAGAUAAUUCAGACAAGAAAAGACAGAUAUUCGAACAAGAAUUACUGAAAGCGAAACAGGGCAUAGAGGAAUCUGAAAAGGAAAGGGCAGUAUUAAAGGAACACAUUCCACAUCUGAAAAACAACAUUAAGUGGACUCAACCAACUGGAACAGUUGAGGUCAAAGACGGCGAAAAUCACUUUGGCCUUCCUUUCAUCAAUCUGAGUUUUACAUUCUCGGAUGGCAUUCAGACGGCGCACCAUCCAACCCCGGGAUGCUCGUAUAAAGGCGAUACGUUCACAGGAUAUUUGUAUUUCGACUCUGAGGGCGAGGGGUUAUGUAGGAUGUUCAAGGCGGCUUUUAGGAGAGGGCUGAUGUUCAACUUGGAAAAGAAAGGAAGAAUUGUCCUGAAUGGCGUCUCAUUGUUUACAGGAUUGAGUACAUCAGUGGAUUACUAUAGAUACACACGUACGUUGAAAGAGGAACUGUCAGCCAAAGGAAUCACAGAGAAGGACAUAAAUCAGACAGAGAAGCUGUACAAGUCAUUGACUGUCGAUGGUUCAUAUUUUUGCUCGAAAAGCGCUGAGCUCAUGAGACGUUAAGGGAAUUUUCAGACAAGGGCGAAACAAAGGCGAAUAUACAACAUUCAAAUUGCCGUUGUUCGUCUGUUGUGGAUAUAAUUGUUCGUGUUAAAAAGCGUGGUGUAAAGGAUAUUUUAUGAGAUGUGUUACUUAUACUUGGAACAUAAAAUAAAUGCUGUUGUUAGCGAGAUAACAAAUAACAAGCAUGAGCCGUGCGUACAAUGUUAAUUAUAUUAAAUCAGCAAUUUUGAUGACAUUUUGUAAAUAAGUGUGUUUUUUUUAAAGUUUGAAUGUGCUAUGUAAUUGUAAUGAAUUUUAAUGAAAUUGUUAUUCCACUAUGUGUACUACCCAUAAUAAUUCUGGUAUUUUUUGUUUCGUGUGGCUGUUUCCAGGACGUUCUGUUGUUUGUCCCUCGUAAAGUGUCAGUUACGAAUUAACAUUUUGCAUCUUAAUCAGAACAAAUAUUUAUAUUAUGUGUUUCCGGGUCAGGAUAGAAAAAUCCAAACUGUGGGCCCACGCGUAAGCCGGAAACGAGGCUCCACUCAGCGUGGCCGAAGGUAGGAUUGUUUUUAACCGGGCAAGUAAAACAUGAUUUAUGUUUAUGACUUACCUACAGUUAUCAAUAUGUGUAUAACUGACGCAGAGAAAGUAUGUUUGAACAUUUCACCAACAGUGCGAGGGUUGUUCCUUACUGACGUUAUGACAUUAAGUAGUUUUAGAUCACUGUCAACGUUUAAAAAUCUUAAAAAAAUGCGUUUGUGACGAUUAUUUAUUUCCUUUUCAAUUUAAUUUUUUGCGUAAUUUUAUAUUUAAUUGCGCUUUAUUUAAGACAUAAUGUACUUUUAAUUAACCAAUAAAAUAAAAAAAGUGGCGCAUUGUAGUGCGUGAAACAUUUGGCAUGUGGUGCCAGAUCGGAUUCUGCCGGGAUGGCUAACAUGACCGGAAAGGCCUCUACGGUUUGCACGUUCUUUUUUUUUUUUUUUUUUUUUUGUUUGUUUUUUUGUCAACUGAACUUUCCCAUGUAGUUACCAUUGUGUUAUGUUUAACACAGUACGUUAUGUAAAUGAUAAAUCUUCUCACCAUGAUUGUUAAUAUUUGGUUGUAAUUGUGAUGUUCUUGAUUGGUUUCCUCACAAAUAGUUAGUCUUUGAAAAAGUGAUUAUAUACUCCGUAUGAAUUUAUUAUUAAAUAGUUGUUUAUGCUCUAUGUGUGCGUGUAUUGUAUUAUUUUUUUUAGAAUAUUUAUUGAUGUAACAAUCAUGAAUAACAAUACUUUGAUAGUUACCCGUCUAGAAGUUAUAAAUACACAUAAACAUAUCCGGCUUGUUCACAAUGUCAUGUUUUGAUUGUUCACAUUUUGAAAACAUAGCUCUAAAUGUUCAUGUAAAAGAGACAAUGGAAACUUAAGGCGCACGUCAAGCAGUCAAUUCCACCACUAUGGCAUUGGUCUAGGACACACUACUUAAUCAAUCAUUAACAGCAUAAAUGUGUCACACGACAAUAAAUAGAGUGGUUUACAUUUAUAUCUUAGUAUCAAUGCAUGGUGUGUUAACCUUAGUUUGAUGGUCAGUGAGAACAGGAGUUUACUUCGUGUUCAGGCAAAAUCUUGAAUGCUUGACAACAAAGAUCUCAAACUAACGAAUGUAAGUUCGCUUUUUAAUGUGUACAAUUCCGGGUUCAAUGCACGACUGACUGAUACAAAAUGUUUUGUUUAACGAAUUGGUAUUAUAUAUUAUUUUGCAUAGCGCUUGGAAAUAAUAUGAUACAAUGAAGAUAGAUGUUGUCUAAAUUGUGAGGUUGUGCGCGCAUCACAUGACUCUAAUCCCAGUCACAUCGCCUUUCACGGGCCGUUCCGACUUGUAUUAAUAAAUAUAUUUAAGUGCAUGUAUGGUCGAACAGCGAUGUAAAUACGAUUUAUGUAUCUCGUUUGGAGUAUUUCGGCUUCUAACCAUAUGCCUCUUAAGACAUUUGUUUAAUUGUUUGACUUAUUGGCUUCAACCUGUAGUCUCCAGUGUAAAAUUACAAUUGACCAACAUGCAUUUCGUGUGUAGAGCAUUAUGCAGAAGUAAUACACUACAUGCAAGGUUUUGUUUUGUUACAUUACAAAAGAGCUAAAAACGAAAUGUGUAUAUAGACUUUCGGAGAUAUUAGUUGAAGAGUUGUUUUAUGUAUUAUGUGUAAUACUAAAUGCCUUGUAGGUUGUAUCGUGUACAUUACUUUAAACUCUAAUUGCAAACGACAAUUCUCCAGAUACUAAUCACUUAUACAAUCAGAAAGUUUAAACUUUAGCGUAUUUUAUCUGCUUUAUCAUCAACGUCCAAUCAUAAUGCUAUAUUAAACGGUUAAAUUAGCUAGUGAUACUAGUUAAAAAUGCAAGGUAGAUACAUGUAGUAUAAACGUGACAAACUUUGAAAUAAAACACGCAGUGCUAUGCAGUUAAAUACGCCAGAAAGUAAUUGGAUAGAGGAAUAAUCUUAUGUUCUUGUAUCUUAUUUAACAUUGUAUUUUGUUUUGUUUUGAAAGCACUGCAGCUAUCCAAUCAAACUGUAUACUAUCAUGAUAUUGAUAUCAACAUUUGUAGCCGUUUCAUUAUAUAAUCCCAAAAUGUAGUCAUCGUCAUAAUUGUUUGCAAAAUGUAAUUUACAAAAAUGCAUUGUACUAUUCGACUUUUCGAUGUAUAUAUUGUUAAAAAAAUAAGGAGGGAUAAAGUAUACAUGCUUGGGUUUAAACUUGACCUUGAAUUAUCAUAACAACUACUUGUAUUAAAGAAUUUUGGCCUAUGCCUUUCUUUAUACAUAGGUUUUGUAACGACUUGACAUGUCUGCCACUCCAUUGUUUCUAAUAAACACGCGUUUUCAUCAUCGUACUAUCGCGUUUUCAUCACCGUACUGUCGUGUUUUCAUCAUCGUACUAUCGCGUUUUCAUCAUCGUACUAUCGUACUGUCGUGUUUUCAUCAUCCUCCUGUCGUGUUUUCAUCAUCGUACUAUCGCCUUCCGGUGCGCAUGCGCAUGACAAAAAUGUCGGUUUCAGGGGUGACUGUAUUAAGUCAUUGAAUCAUGUCUUCAACUGAAGCAUUCACAACGCAUUUUGGAUUGUAUCAAUAAGAAAUACAUAAUUACCUUCGAGAGUUGUCCUACGGUCAAUAUGCAACUUGAGUCACUUUGAUAAAAAAUGAG
This is a messenger RNA of Mya arenaria, 6184 nucleotides long. Its product is annotated as desmoplakin-A-like. The record is from RefSeq and is a predicted model, not a curated record. Bases 1192 to 3030 code for a protein of 612 amino acids. The transcript has 27 exons. NCBI's taxonomy places the organism in Eukaryota, Metazoa, Mollusca, Bivalvia, Myida, Myidae. Gene Ontology annotation, molecular function: zinc ion binding.